Messenger RNA from Pseudogymnoascus verrucosus, 3846 nucleotides. RefSeq lists its product as uncharacterized. Bases 198 to 3692 code for a protein of 1164 amino acids. Gene Ontology annotation, molecular function: flavin adenine dinucleotide binding; oxidoreductase activity, acting on CH-OH group of donors. The record is from RefSeq and is a predicted model, not a curated record. NCBI's taxonomy places the organism in Eukaryota, Fungi, Ascomycota, Leotiomycetes, Thelebolales, Thelebolaceae. The transcript has 3 exons.
UCACGGCUGCCUCAAAGAUGGUAGAUAUCCGCUCUCUCUCUUUCUUGUUGGUGUUUCUUUUCCUUUUCCUUAGUAUAUACUUAUCUGCGAAUUACUUCAUAUCUUAAGCUCUCGUAUGCGAACAUUUUCCGGCGCAUAGCUUCGAUUCCCUGGAGCAACCACUGAGACUGUGAUCGGGCUUUCUCGUGAACAGGCGCAUGGUAUUUUCUAUUACGAAGCAAGAACCAAACCCGGCCAGUCAUCAAGGCAAAAUGUCUAAUACUAAUGGAACAAACGGUUCCAACGGUGCCCAUCGUGUCAAUGGAGCCAAUGGUGCUAAUGGCAAACACGAAAUCCCCCCCGUUAGUAAACCACAUCGUGUCGACUUUGCGCGCACGACGAGCAGAGGACCGCCCAUUGACACGACCUGGGAGCGUGUGAACUCCUUCCCUCUCCCACCACAUACGGCAACUCCUGGCGGCCCGACAGCAAGAUCCCAAGCCAAGGUUCGAUCCUACGGACAGAAUGAAGACCCGAAGUGCUUCCCGAGGAUAUCAAAGCCUGUCGAGCUCCUGAGAACGAGCUAUGAUGUGCUAGUGAUCGGUUCGGGAUACGGGGGUGGAGUGGCCGCUUGCCGCAUGGCAAGGGCAGGACAGACUGUCUGUUUGCUAGAACAAGGAAAGGAGAGGUGGCCGGGAGAGUAUCCUAGCACGCUUCUCGAGGCUACGAAGGAGCUCCAUAUCUCGGGCGAAGUGCCGAGCGUUAUAUCAAAACCGAAAAUGAUUGACAAGGGUGAUCCCACGGGAUUAUAUCACUUGAUUAUGGGCGAGGGCCAGAAUGCCUUCGUCGGGAAUGGACUUGGAGGAACGAGCCUCUUGAAUGCGAAUGUCUUCCUCCGAACAGACGAUGGAACUAUGGGCCUUCACAACUGGCCGCCAGAGCUUCGAAAGCCGGGCGCAUUGAACGAUUACUACGAACUAGCUGAGAAAAUGCUCGAACCUCAAAAGUAUCCUGAUGAGUGGCCUGAACUGCCGAAGCUGAACAUGCUCGAGACACAGGCCAACCACCUCGGAUGGGGAGACAAGUUCCGACGCGUCCCCCAGACCACUCGCUUCUCUGCUGGAGCGAAUAGCACUGGCGUGGAGAUGAAUGCUUCUGCGUUGACGGGUCAAGAUACCACGGGCCUCAAUGAUGGUAGCAAGUCCAGCACACUCGUCAACUAUCUUAGUGACGCAUGGAACUGGGGUGCUGAAAUGUUCUGCGAAUGUGAAGUCCGGUAUAUAAAAGAGCAUCCCGAUGAGGGGUAUAUCGUCUACUUCGCAUGGCAUGGCAGCGGCCGUGGAGCCUUUACUGAGCACUUGCAUGAAGAUCUCAUGUGGGUGCACGCCAAGAAGUGCGUCUUCCUAGGAGCCGGAUCCCUUGGGACAACAGAGAUUCUGCUCCGAAGCAAAGCCAUGGGAUUAUCAACGAGCUCGACUUUGGGAACUGGGAUGAGCGGGAAUGGCGACAUCCUCGCUUUUGGAUACAACUGCAAUGAGAAUGUGAAUGCGAUUGGUAGAGAAUUUCCGUCGCCGUACCAUCCCAUUGGGCCCACGAUUGCUGGUAUAAUUGAUUGCCGUGAAGGCCACGAAAAUCCGCUUGAUGGCUUUGUCAUUGAAGAGGGAGCAAUUCCAAAGGCACUAGCUCCAUUAUUUCAAGUCAUGCUUGAGUUGAUGCCGGGUACUGCUCAUCACGAUGUCAGCCUGAUUGGUAAUGUGAGGAGCAAGCUUGCGAGUAUAGGGAGUCACAUACUUGGCCCUUAUUACCAGAAAGGUAGUGUUGAGAAGACCAUGGUUUAUCUCGUUAUGUCGCAUGAUUCAAACCAGGCCAUCCUUUCUCUUAAGAAUGAUAAGCCUCUAUUGAAGUUCCUGGGCGUGGGAAGGUCGGAUCAUGUUGAGUAUCUCAAUGAUAUUUUGGCGCAGGCUACGUCUGCUGUAGGGGGCACAUUUGUGAAUAGCCCAUUUUACGCUGCUCUUGGAAAGCAGGAAAUUACUGUACAUCCUAUUGGGGGAGCAUGUAUGAGUAGCUGUGGCACAGGGAGAACCGGCACAACGAACCAUUUUGGGCAAGUGUUUAAAGGGAAUGGUAAAGAGACCCAUGAAGGGCUCAUUGUUACCGAUGGAGCAAUUGUUCCAACGGCUCUGGGCGUCAAUCCCCUCGCUACUAUCACCGCCCUUGCGGAGCGCUCGGUAAAGUAUACGGCAGAUAGAAUGGGUGUGACCAUUGACUAUGAUACUAAGAAUGGUCUUCUCGAUCUCUUCGGAUUCCCAAAACACGUAAUUACUGGAGACGAUAGCAUCGUCAAUGCCGAAAGUCUCAUCGAAGAGACUGCAGCAGGAAAAGUGAGCGGCUUCGAAUUCUCCGAAGUCAUGUCCGGAUUCAUCCACUUUGGCGAAAACAUGGAAGGAGACCGAACAGACGACUUCGAAGUUGCAGCUCGCACCGGGCGAGGACUAUGCGAGGGCGCGAGGUUCUUCCUGAGCGUCAAGGCAUGGAAUACCCAUACGAUUGUCCGUCGCCCUGACCACUCGGCAAUGUUGACUGGAACACUCGUCUGCGCUGGUCUACCAGGGAGCCCCUUUAUGAUAAAGCGUGGCGAUUUCGGACUUUUUUCGGCAAAUCAGUCAAUAUCGGGGACUAAGAACUUAACCUACAGCUUUCAGAUGAUAGGAACCGAUCGCGAGAAGUACCAGUUUGAAGGGUUUAAAACGGUUAACGCCGGGGUAGUGCUCAACCCGAUUGCGCUCUGGAGGGCAACUUCUACUCUCUAUGUCACCAUCAAGCGACUCAACGGCACCGUCAUCGGGCGCGGCAUACUCCACAUCAAGCCUACAGAUUUCCUAUCCGAAGCACGCACCCUCACACCCACCGGCGACGGCCUCAUCGCCAAAGCCACCUCCACCAUAUCCUUCCUCUCCUACUUCGCCAAGCAAGCCGCCUCCCUCUUCUUCACCCCCUUCAGCCCCCUCCAGUACCCCUCCCACACCCCCCGCGGCUUCAUAAACACCUGCACCUCCGACGGCGCCAUCGCCGUGAUCGCCUCCGACGGCGUAAAGACAUACAUGAACAAGUGGGAAUCCACGCACCCUGACCCCGCCUACCCGGUGCACGACCUCUUCAUGGUCCCCGGCGCCUCGGUGGACCACCAGAUCUUUAGUCUGCAGACGAUUCCGAAGAACGCGGUGCAGUAUUUUACGGAGAGGGGGUAUCGCGUUUGGGUCCUUACGCAUCGGAUUGGGAUGAAUAUGCAGCCGACGGAUAAAUGGACGACGUUUGAUGCGCGUCUUGAUAUUCGCGCUGCGUUGGCGUAUAUCCGUAGCGUCUGCGGGAAUCGCAAGAUCUACACUAUUGCGCAUUGCAUGGGCUCCGUGGCGCUGGCAUCGGGGAUGCUGGACGGGACGAUACCAGUAGAGUGGAUCAAAGGGCUGUCGUGCUCGCAAGUCUUCAUGAAUCCGCAAUGGGCGCGGAUUAACAUGGCCAAGGUGAUGAUGCCAUUCGAUCUGACGCGCGCGUACCGGCUGCUGGGCGGGAACUGGUUCAGUUGCUCGAGUAGCGAGGAUGAUACGCUGGUGCAGAGGGCGAUUGAUCAGGUGCUGAGGUUUUAUCCGGUGGAGCCGAGGGAGAUGUGUAAUAAUGUUGCGUGUCAUAGGACGUCUUUUGUUUUUGGGAGGUGAGCUAUAACCCCCCCCCCUUCUACCCCUUUUAUCUAUCCUUGGAGGAGGCUGGCAGCUAACCAACGACGCAGAUGCUGGAACCACGCCAACCUCAACGUAGCAACCCACGCACAAACCCACCGCUUCUUCGGCGGCGUCAACAUGUCCCUCGAGC